AUUUCAUGGGAUCGAUCUAAUAUUGUCGGUCAAGUAGGUAAAUUUUGGUUUGGAGUAAUGUGUAAUUGGUGUAUCUGUUUUCGUCUGGACAUGCAAUAACUUGUAAAUUUUGUAAACAGAGAGUUCGUUUAUUACAAUAGUCAAUCCUGAAAAUGGUGCUAAUAUUUUAGGAAUUUAUUUAUUUUAAACUCAAACGGAAAACAUUUCUGCCGAAAUAUGUUUUCGAAAAGAAUUUAUUUUAAACCGUUGCUUGUAACUAGACUAGACAGAUUUAUCAGUGGUUGGUUCAAGAGAAGUAGAGAGCUUGAUGUAUAUGAAAAUGUAACUGAAGGCUUGAAGAAAGUUUACAAAACAAAACUUCUUCCUAUUGAGAAAAUGUAUUUUUUCCAUGAUUUCCACUCCCCGGAACUGAACGACCAAGACUUUGAAGCAAAGCCUCUAAUAUUGCUGAUGGGACAGUACUCCACAGGGAAGACCACACUGAUAAAGUACUUAUUGGAUUGUGACUUCCCCGGGGGCAGAAUCGGGCCGGAACCGACCACAGACCGGUUCAUCGCGGUGAUGCACGGGGAACGAGAGCAGGUGAUUCCGGGAAACGCGGUCGUAGUAGAUCCGAAGAGGCAGUUCCGGUUUCUGACAAAGUUCGGCAAUGCUUUCCUCAACCGUUUCCAGUGUUCGCUUGUGAGUUCGCCCGUCUUGAAGUCAAUCUCGAUAGUCGACACCCCCGGGAUUCUCUCGGGAGAGAAGCAGCGCAUCGACCGCGGGUACGACUUCUCGGGGGUGCUGGAGUGGUUCGCGGAGCGUGUGGAUCGAAUCAUCCUGCUGUUCGAUGCACACAAACUGGACAUCUCGGACGAGUUCCGGCGCUCGAUAGAGACCAUGCGCCGGCACGACGACAAGAUCCGGAUAGUGCUGAACAAGGCGGACAUGGUGGACCACCAGCAGCUGAUGAGGGUGUACGGGGCCCUCAUGUGGUCGCUGGGGAAGAUCCUCAACACCCCCGAGGUCGCUCGGGUGUACAUCGGCUCCUACUGGGACCAGCCCCUGCGCUUCGAUGUCAACAGGAGAUUAUUUGAGGACGAAGAACAAGACUUAUUUGCAGAUUUGAAAUCCCUCCCCCGAAAUGCAGUACUUAGAAAAUUGACAGACCUUAGUAAAAGGGCACGCCUAGCAAAGGUUCACGCUUGUGUUGUCGGAACCUUGGCCAGUCAAAUGCCAUCUCUUUUUGGCAAAGAAGCCAAGAAAAUGAAGCUUUUGGCAGAGUUUGACCCAUUAUGCAGAGAUGUCCAGCAUAAAUAUCACAUAUCUUCUGGAGAUUUCCCGGAGAUAGAGAAGAUGAAGAGGCAGUUGCUGAAGUACGACUUCUCCAAGUUCAAGCCAGUGAACACCGGCAUGCUGGAAGUAGUCGAUGAGAUGCUAGCCAAUGACAUUGCACGUCUCAUGGCCAUGAUGCCACAUGAGGAGGCUGCAACUUCAUCGGAGCCACUCGUUAAAGGUGGAGCUUUUGAAGUGGUGUCUGAUCAGUCGAGCCCCUUCGGCUACAGGCGAGGGGAGGGAAUCGACGAAGGAGCAGGUGACCCGGAGUGGGUGGUGGCCAAGAAACAAGAUGAGUACGAAACAAUAUUUCAAAAGCUGGAUCCAGUGGAUGGAAAAAUUACAAGAUCAGCUGCGAAGACAGAGAUGAUGAAGUCGAAGCUGCCCAACACGGUGCUGGGGAAGGUGUACUUGCUGGCGGACGUCGACGAGGAUGGCUUCCUAGAUGCGGACGAGUUUGCGCUGAUGAUGCACCUGGUCAGCAUCAAGCUCAGAGGCUACGAACUGCCGCCGGAGCUGCCCCCUCACCUCGUGCCACCUUCAAAGAGGCACUUGUUCGAUAGUUCCUCGCCCAACAGCUGAUGAGCACCUGUAGGUAGUGCUUCCGUGCAGAGUAGAGCUCUGUUGUGUUACGUGGACAGGAGAUGGUUGUUACGUGGAUUUGAAAUCUCCCAGGGGAAUACAUAAUGUCUAAAAAUUAAAAUAUGUUGCCAGUUCAGUUCAAGUACACACAUAACAUAAACACCUAGGAAGGUCUGUUUCAUUUGAAGCUGUGACAUUUUGAUAUGAUGUCUAUUACUAGCUUGGUUUGUAUUGUAUUUGAUGAAGUUUACCAAAAAAAAAAGGUAACGUAGUACUUCUUGAAGAGCCCAGUCUCAAAGUCACAUAGUUUGCAUGUGAGGAUGAUCAUAUAUUAUUUUACAUACUGGAUGACUUUUUGUAAGUUUUAUUUAUUUAAUAAUUUAUUUUUAAUUAUUUAUUAAUUAAUAAAUUAUUUAAUUUAAGUUGUAACAUUCCCACUAACAGUCUUUAGACUUUUAUGGUGAGCAAGACACAUAUAGACAAAUACAAGGUUGUCACUCAAAUAUAUGGACUCCCACCCAGUGGCGGAUUCAUUAGGGGGGCGCAGGGGGCGCCCCCCCCCUCCUUGACCAGGGCAGCCCAGCACCAAGCAUGGUUCUUGGCAAGGGGAGGGCGCGCACUCGGCCGCCGAUGUUAUACAAUACACAUUCAUACACUUACCUUUAACGACUUCAUGUCUUGGAAACAGUUUGAAUAAAUAAAUAAAUAAAUAAAUAAAUAAAUAAAUAAAUAAAGCUUUGCAUGUGACUUGAUUUGUUUUACACCAAUAGCUCAAGAUGUCUUUUAGCGGCGAGAUAAAUACGUGUGUCAAAUUUACGUGUGCAUACGGGUUGAAGACAAAUGGAAAACUCCUCACAGUAAUUUAUCUGUGGCAUGCGACACUUGGAUAUUUCCUUUCAGAAACCGCAUCAGCUUACGCAGGGAGAAUGUAGACGCCUCUUCCCUUCUUCCUUCCCACCCUCCUUUAUUUUCCUUUCUCCACUCCACUUGAGCGGCGACGGUGACAGCCGUUAUCUUCACUGCAUAUCGGAUAUCGAUCAUGUAUCGGACCGUUUUAUUCGCGAUUAAAACAAAAACAGUUGCCGACCUGCGCAUGGUUUCACCUCCUCUUCCACGCACCACGCCGCCGCCCGCUUAUCUAUCUACACACAAUUUAUUCGUCACCUCAGUCGAGUAGUUGUACUUGCAUAGGUACUACCUGUGAUGAUGCGGAUGUUAGCAUGUUCGAGAAAAGUUGCGAACAUUCUUUCUUGUGAUUUCGAUACGUCAUGCUGUCUGGCAUAUGUUCGAGGAAUUUCGCGAACAUUCUACUGAUAAUUGUACCGAGAACUCUCAAUACGUAGUGGUAUAAAAACGGGUUGUUUGCCAAGUAGGAACAGGAAGUUAAGUUAUAAUCCGAAGCCGACGUGUUAAGACUUAUGACCUUAUGAGUGAAUCGUUCAUCGUUCUAGUGGUUGCAAGUGUGAAGAUUAUUCAAUACAAGAGUGAUCAGUAUCAAGUAUUUCAAGUAGUGAUUCAGUACAAUAUAAUUGUAUUAAUUAAUAUAUACUAAUUUCUCAGUAAUAAUAUAAUAGUGCCAAUCCACAAUCUUCAACCAAACUCUGACAGUUAUUUAUUCAGAAUUUAGUUUAAAUAAAUAUUUCAUACUGUCCGCACAUACUCAUAAUGAAAGUAAAGUUCUAGAGAAUAUUUGAAAUGGAUCGUUUUAUAAUAAGGAAACGAAAAGUGGAAAUACUGAAGAUCCCGGUCAUGUUUUAGCCGCAAAAAAACCACCAGAAGACCCAGAUAUACAGGCAGAAUCCAGCACUUCGUUAAAACCUCUGCAACAGAGUUCAUCGAAUAUUGGUACCGAUUGCUGUAAUCCCAUGGAUAUUGGAAAUUACAUAGAUAUAUUAUCGUGAGGAAAACUUAGUGAUGAUAUAAUAUACAAGCUUCUCACAGCUCCAAGGAAACCUGAAAAAGGUUAUAUCUUUCCUACUUCUGAGCACCACAAGAGAGGACGGGUUGAACGCAGACAGGUGCACGAUAAUCAUUUUGAACAGUAUCCUUGGCUGGUUUUCUCACAAGUUAAAAAAGGACUUUUUUGCAUUAACUGUUCAAUUUUUGUCAAUAAUAAAAUGGUCGGAGGAAAGAAGGCCAGCAUCGCUAAGAAACUUGUGACUGAACCUCUUACAAAGUAUGCCAAACUUACUGGAAAAGAUGGUGACCUUGAAACUCAUUCUCAUCUCAUGUACCACAUUGAAGGAUCAACAGAUGCAAAAAAAAUUUUAACGACACAAGACAACCGCGAACUUGAGGUCAUAAAUCAAUUGUCAACACAGAGAAUGGAAAGUAUUAAAGAAAACAGAACCCGUCUGGUACCUAUAAUAAAAACAAUAAUAUUUCAUGGAAGGCAAAAUAUUCCUCUGCGGGGACAUAGAGAUGAUGGGAGACUAUUAGAAAACGAAACAAAUGAUCGUGAAAAUAUAGUGAGUGAUGAGGGAAACUUUAGAGCUCUUCUAAGAUUUAGAAUCGAUGCUGGAGACUUGCAACUAAAACAGCACCUCGAGACCACUAAAGCAAACGCCACUUACAUAAGUAAAACAACGUGUAACGAACUUAUUACAUGCUGUGAAACAGUGAUGUUAUCAAGAAUACUGGAGAAAAUUAAAGAAUCUCGUUAUUACAGCAUCAUCUUCGAUGAGACUACGGACAUAGCGCACAUCGCCCAACUGAGUUUAGCUGCAAGAUAUGUCAAUGGUGUUGGCCAAUUACACAAAAGAUUUUUGGGUUUUGUUGAGAUCCAUAAAGACAAUGAUUUUAGUAGCAACACAGAUAAUGAACCUGAAGAGUGCAGCAUUACUGGUGAGAUAUUGGGUACUACGAUUCUAAGGAGAAUGGAAAGCCUUUCUCUGUCACUGGAGAACUGUGUGGGUAUAGGCUGUGAUGGUUGCUCAGUUAAUAUGUCAGAAUUGAAAGUAGUUACUACAAUAAAAAAGAAAGCUAUCAACGCACAAGUAGCACCGUGUCGUAGUCACCAGCUCAACCUCGCUGUCUCUCGCAGUUUCAGAGUUACAAGUGUGAGAAACGCACUUGGUACUAUUGAAGAAGUAGUAGCGUUCUUCACAGCGUCUAGCAAGCGAUUCGCAACAUUGAAGAGUAACCUAAAACACUCGGUGCAGUCACAUUGUCAAACGAGAUGGGUUGAGCGUCAUGAUGCUGUUAUUCAAUUCGCAGCUGAUCUCGGACCAGUAUGUAAAGUUCUUAAAGAAAUACAUAAUUGGAGGGACAGAACAACGGCAACCAAAGCCAAUAUUCUCCUUCGAGCUCUCUCUAAUUGCGAGUUUAUUAUCACACUAUUUUCACUGAGUGAGAUUAUGAGCAUAACAUAUCCAGUCAGCAAAAUCUUGCAAGACCCUAGUUUGGACGUUGCGUUGGCAAAAGUAAAAUUAGAUUCGACGCUCAAGGUUUACGACGAUAUGAGAGCUAAUGCUGAUAGCCACUUUGCUCGUAUUGUUCAGGAAGCGAAGACAGUUAUGGAAGAGUUGGAUGUGGAGAUAAGUGUUCCUCGUCUUACAGGCAGGCAAAGCCACAGGGCAAACUGCGAUCACAAUGAUGAUGCUAUCACAUAUUGGAAAAUAACUGUUUUUAUUCCAACACUGGACCAUGUUACUGCUGACAUGAGAGAACGUUUUACUGAAGAAAAUAUUUAUCAUUUUCAAUUCAACAUACUUUUGCCCUCUCAACUACUAAAACAUGAUGGUAAUGAUCUGGCAAAUAAACUUAAACAGUGCUUAACUGAAAUUUCGUUAUUCGAAGAAUUACCCUUCGUGAUUGAAAAGAGACUAAUGGCAGAGAUUCUUCAUUACAAGAAAACGAGCUUAAACGCCCUUGAUGAUCUUAAUUCUGUUCUGCAAGCGUUGGCUGUAUGUCCCAGAAGUGACUAUCCUACUUUGCACACACUGUACAAAAUAUUUGCUUGUCUACCGAUAUCUAUUGCUACAGUAGAGAGAAGUUUUUCAACAUUGCGGCGUACAAAGACAUGGCUGAGGUCGACAAUGAGAGAGGAUAGACUUAAUGGCUUAGCUCUGUUGAACACUCACCUUGAUGUUGAUUGUCCUAUUGAUGAUGUAAUUAACCAAUUUGCCAGGAAGAAUAGGCGCAUGGAAUUCAUCGUUUAAAGAAGAGAAUACGAAUUAUGUAUUGUUUGGUAUCUUCAUACCAACAUAAUCUGCCUUGUUGUACUACGUCUAUAUAUCACACCAUUUGAAUAAAGUUUUCUAAGCUUUGCAUGUGAAUUGAUUUGUUUUACACCCAUAGUUAAAGAUGUAUUUUAGCACCGCCCCCAACCCCCCUGAGAUUUUAUCUGUAAUCAUCCCUGUAUUUCGCUAAUGUAGGUAAUUAAUUCUGUGAAAUGAACAGAUACUUUUUGUAUUGCCAAUUUCACUAACUCUACAAUAAUACCUAAGAUGUAUACAGUAGAUCACUUUGUAUGUCAGCCUUCUUAUACAGUAUACAUCCUGCACUCCGGAAGUUAUUUCUUUUUUGAUUCAUGCUUGAAGGCUGCCUUGGGUUGUUGAUAGACUCUGGUUUUCCAUUUCUUUAUCGACAUUGUUUGCAAUGGUUUAGUUUUCUUAUUGCAUAUUAAUUGAUUGAUUAUUCAGUACCAAAUACAAAUCCUACAUGUAUGUUUUAACAAUUUUAAAAAUAAAUACUUUUGAUAGUUAGAUAUGUAAUCUAAUAUUUCCCACGAAAACUGCAUUAAUGUAGCUCCUUCCAGCCUACAGAUUUUUAAUAAACCUUUCAAUAUGCGACUGUGUAUAUGUAAGGUAACUCAACAUAAUGUAGAGGAGGUGGUUGGAGGGAAGGUAUCACAAGGUAAAUUACGACUAAGCAAGCUUAUUAAUGUCAUCUGUAUGUUGCACAAUUGCGGAUACAUGCGCCUUCCCCCCCCUCCCCCCCCACCCCCUGAAACAUUUUAUACAAUGCACAUUCGAACACGUUCAUACACUUACACUGAACAACUUCAUUAGUAUAAAUAAAAACUUAAUAUUUUGCUCGAAAUAUAUCCAUUGAUAUAAAUAUAACGUAUAGUUGAUCAUACACAAAAUAUUGAAAAUAAAUACUUUAAAACACUCUUCAUUCUUAGGGAAAGAGAAAUAUUAUAUUCCAGAAUCUUUAGUUUUUCUGUAGUGAUUUUGACAUUUGUAUACUGCACAAUUGGCCAUUUUAACUACAUAUAGCACACAAUUAUGCACCAACAACAGCAAAUAUUCGGGCGAGACGUAAAUGAAAUGGAUAGAGCUUGGAAAAAGAUCUCUGGCUGUAUCGAAGCAACCAAGGUGACGUAACAAGGGAGUGUGUGGAAGAAGUAGACCUAUGCCCCCCCCUCCCCUUGAGAUAUUUCUAUAUCCACCACUGCUUCCACCCCCAUCGGUAUCAUAGCAGCCAAAACAUCCACAAAUGGCCAACACAUGAGAACGAGAUUACGACACAUUAAGAGUAAAUUUAUCAUAGUAAUUAAAUUUUUUAUCAUUAUUAUAUUAUUUGUUGACAUGAGUUCUAAAACAUAUAAUUAUUUUUAUUUUAUAUGUUCAUUUCAAACUCAAUCUCACAUGUCAUGUUGAAAUUUUUAAUUUUUCGUCAUUACCGUAUUUACCCGCAGAAGUGUCCCCCCUACCUAUCGAUCGCACUUGUAAUUUUGGGCAAAAAUAUCUUAACAUUUUUACGGUAAGGGUCGCACGUCAAUAUGAGUCAUGCCAUAAAACUGUCUCCAGUAGAUUAAAAGUCUUUAUGGCCUGUGUCUUAGCUUAAUUGUCACAUAAGAAAUGACACUGAUGUCCUUCGUCUUUCUCCUAUUUAUCCUUUACGGCCCUUCCUCACCUCUCCCCAUUUACUCCUAGCACUAUCUAACAAAAAAUACAUAGGAAAAUAAUGUUAUUUUUUACACCCAUGUUUCCCUUCCCGUCUUCUCCGAGAGAGAAAAGACCGCAGGCUAUUUCCUUGUCAAUUUUUUUUGUCAGUUUCUUCAAAUAAAAGCAAUCAUGCCAUUUACAUCAGUUUUGUCAUGAAUUAAAUGUUGCAGUAGAAAGCACAGGAAAUCUCACGCAAAAACAGAUAGUGUCACAAAAACUUGCCGAGAUAGACGUGACAAUUGUGUACGGUGCCAGUUCACGACGUAUAGAGGGGGAAGGAGAACCAUAAACACUGCUGCAUGGCCACACACACUCCCUUCCCCUCUUUUUCUGUCUCUCUCUCUCUCUCUCUGGCUGGUUUAUUAUUGAAUUGCCCCUCUGGUCUAGUGUCCGCCUGGUGGCAGACAGUCACGCCACAUGCGGGAGCCAGCCGGGUGGCCGCACGACAGGCGGCAGACGUAGCUUAACGACGCAGUUGAUGAUGCUUUACAUUCACCAUUUAGAUAUUUUAACUAAAUAAUUUAUAUUUACUCGUGACAUAUAUUAAAAACUAACACAGGCUAGUUAUUUAAGCAUAUAGUCAACAACAACAGAGCUAUGUUAAUUUUUUUUUACCCAAAAUGGCAAUUUGCGCAUAUGAAUUUGCAGUAAAUUUUAUUUUAAAAAAAAUCAGCAUAAAAUCUGCAAUACAUAUGCGGGUAAAUACAGUAUUUAAGGACUGUUUCUGUAAAUUUAAACAAGAUAUUUAUCUUGCAUUUAUUGUUCUGCGAUAAAUAUUUUAACCAGAUGCUCACUAAGUGUAAUAUAAUGGGUUUAAAAAGCUGUGUAAAUAAUAAUAAUAAUAAUAAUAAUUACAAACACACGUCUUAUUACACCAAUUGGAACUUAAAAAUUUUCAUUCAAAUAAAUUUGUUUUAGUUAAUAUUUAAUGUAAGUUUAAAUAAAAUUUAAGUUAAAUAAAAUACUAUGCUUGAUGCAUGUAUAAACAAUCAAAUCCUCCAAUCCUCAAAUACCAUCAAAUCCUGAGUAUUAAAAGAAUUUUAUAUUUGAAUUUGAGGAAAAAGAUUUGAAUAAAAAUGUUAGAGGAAAUAAAAGUAAAAUAAAAAUUCAACACUGAUAACCCAAAAAUGUACUGAAUCAGUUUUAAAAUUAAUUAGGGAUAAGGCCACCGAAUCCAAUAUCCGCCGAAUCCUAGGGAUUCGAAGGUUCGGCGGGUCUGAUAUAGGAUUCGUCAAAGGAUUCGGUUUUUACUAUUUACGGGGAAAAAAUACAGUAAAACUCGCUUACGAGGUCCCGCAUGGUAGGUAUUUCCGUAUAAAGCGUUUAAAUUGCCCGAGGCCUCGUCAUUUACGCCAUUAAAUGUGUGAUAUAAUGUCCGUUAAAAUUUUUUCUGAAACUUCUUGUCUCAAAUAAUGGCACACGUAAAUAUGAAGAAAAGACAAAUGAACAACAACAUACGAAGAAAUAUGGAUGAUGUACCAUAACUACAGUACAAACCCAAUAGUUAUUUUAAGAUAAUUACCAUAAAAAGAACUAAAGAUUCUUUGUAGAAUACCAUAAUUACUACAGAAGCAUGAUAGCUACCAUAUUUGCACUAUAGUUACCGUAACAACUGAGAUGUAUAUUUACCGUGAUAGUAAUGUAUUAUUUAUUUAUGACGUAUUAAAUUAAAGAACAUUGUUAAAAAAAAAAAGAUGUUAAACUUUGUUAUGUACGGUUGGCACAUGUUGCUAAGAAAUAAUGCGAUCUGAAAGAAUGCAGUACUACUACGAAAAGUGAAAAUGGUACUCGUGGAUUUUUAGGUUAUAGCAGUCUCUUUCGUUUUUCAGUAAUAUCGGCCGAAAAUUAACGAGCGUACUGUAUCGGAAGUCGGCAGAAAUGCCGAUUCAACUAAAUAUUGGCAAAAUCGGCUUCUUCAAUACAGGUCUACAUUUAAUGACAUGAGUAAACAUAUUUCAGACUUCAGGAUAUUGAAAAAGACUUUAAUUUCCAUGUAGGUUUAUUGUGUGUAUGUUUUUUUUGCAAGUGUAAAUUGAAUGAAGUAAAAUGUUUUUAUUUUUAUUACUUUCAAUUGAUUAAACUUUAAUGACCAGUUACAGAUAUUUAUGACACUAAUUUUGAGGUUAAGCAAUUUUACUAAAGCAUUCCAGCCAAGCAGGUUGCCAGCGAGAGACACUUCUCUUUUGCUGGAAACACUAUCUCCAAUCGUAGAGCUAAUUUAACUCCUGAACGUGCAGAACAAAUUAUUGUUCUGAAUGAUAGAUUAAAGAAUAGAAUUUAAUACUCUGUGACAAUCUCUCUCAGAAUUAUUGUGCUGAAAAGUGGAAAUGUUGAAACAAUGUGAAUGUACUUUUCAAACAACAUGAUUUUUGGUGCUAAGUUUGUUGAAGCUCAGUAAGGACUCCAGAAAAAUUGACAAGGGUGAAAUUUUUCCAAAGAUAUGUUACAUUUACACAAACAUAUACUUGGUUAUGUUAGUUGGAUGAUAUCAGUUACUAAUGAACCAAUGGAAACAGGUAAGAUUCAAUGAAAAAAAAUGUUAUUUUUUUUCUAGCAGUGCAAAAUGUAAACACACUCUGUAAAUAGUUACCCAAAAUUAAUAAGCCCACUUCAUUUUAAUACUUUAUUCAAACAUGAUAUUAAGUUUAAGAUAAAAAUAAUUUCCCAAAAGUGUAACUGUACCACAAAAGCUCGAGCUCGGCUCGAAGUAAAAUUCUUAGGCUCGCAGACCUCUAGCUUAUUUAUAGAAAAAAUUCCUAACCUAUAAUCUGUACUAAAACUGAAAUUUCUCAAGAAAAAAUUGUUGUCUAUAUAUACACUUAUACCAGAAAUGUACCAAUCUACAUGUGAUAAAGUCAAGGGACUUUUAGUGCAAGCAGAAUACAUCUCACUUACAUUAGAUAUGUGGACAUCAUCUAUUAAAAGAUUCGGGUUUGGGUUCGAGAUUCGGCAAUUCCAGUCGAGGAUUCGAGUUAGGAUUCAGAUUCGAGGAAAUCAGGAUUCGCCCCAUCCCUAAAAAUUAUACUUCUUAUAUGACGUUCUCUCGUUUAACAUUUGCAUUACUUUCAAAUGCUGCCAUGGAGAAGAAAGAGAGAGUGAUUGUUUGAUAGAUGUCAUGGUUUACUGAUGGCAGCAACAGCAUAUAAUUGUAAAUACUUUUGUAAAUUUUUGCAUACUUUCGUAUGACAAUAUGUAAGGACUUUUCCAAUAUGGUUAUUAAUCAUAUUUUUAUCUAUCAUAAACCCUUAGAUUAAUUCUUAUAUUCCAUUGAAGACAAGGACAGACACUAGUAAAAAUCUACGUUAUUACAAGUGUUUCAAAUUUUAGACUACCGUAAAGGUUUCCUAUCCCUCUUGUGCACUGAAGUUGCAUGGCGGCCACGCAUCAAUGUAUUUUUAGAAUUUAAAUCAAAGAAGGUCAUUUUUCACAAAUGAUCUAAUUGCUAUGAUAAUAUAUAGCAAAGUAAUUUACAUUUCCUCGGUACACACACUUAAGGUGAACUGUAACUAAUCAUCCAUCACUUGGUAAACACACCUACUAAGUCCAGAUAGCUAACAUAAAGUUGCACUCUGGGUUUAGCUGGUGAUGAGCACAACAAAUUGCAAUACAAAUGUCUAUAUUGCAUUUAACAUUAACUGCCAUCUAUUGGCAUUAAGCGCAACUACCCUAGUCCAUCGACUAUAAUGGCUACACAUUUGAACACCAUAGUUAAUAUUUUUUAAUAUUUUUUAAUUUCUUGUACAUUGUUUUAUUUUGGUUCCUUGUGACCUAAAUUUGGAUUUGACGGGUAUAUUCAAAGUUCUCUUUGAGAUUCAAAUUUGGGAUUUGGAUUCAAAAAAAUUUAAAUUUAACCCAUCACUAGUAUAAGCUAGUUAUUUGAUAAUAUUUGUGUAUGCUACUUGGAGAUUUCAAGUCCAGUUAAGUACCUGUGACAUUUCUCAGGAACUGGCUUGACACAGAUAUCCUGUGCAAUGUCUGUUGAUUGUUUAACUGUGAUAAGAGCAGGUACUAUAAACACUGCCAUUUGUUAGACAUUGUAUUAGUAUUAAGUUAUUACUGCAAUAAAAAAAGGUGCUUUUGAAAGUAAA
Molecule: messenger RNA, 11878 nt
Organism: Bacillus rossius redtenbacheri
Lineage: Eukaryota; Metazoa; Arthropoda; Insecta; Phasmatodea; Bacillidae
Product: EH domain-containing protein 1-like
Exons: 7
Coding region: 217-1896 (559 amino acids)
Biological process (GO): endocytosis; endosomal transport
Cellular component (GO): plasma membrane; cytoplasm
Molecular function (GO): calcium ion binding; GTP binding; protein binding
Source: RefSeq, a predicted model, not a curated record